Messenger RNA from Daldinia childiae, 1725 nucleotides. Its product is annotated as putative SWI/SNF-related matrix-associated actin-dependent regulator of chromatin subfamily A member 3-like 2. The record is from RefSeq and is a predicted model, not a curated record. Lineage: Eukaryota; Fungi; Ascomycota; Sordariomycetes; Xylariales; Hypoxylaceae. Gene Ontology annotation, molecular function: ATP binding; ATP-dependent chromatin remodeler activity. The coding region runs from base 1 to 1725 and encodes 574 amino acids. The transcript is spliced from 8 exons.
AUGACCCCAUUAUAUCGCCACAAAUUGACACAUUCUGAGUCAGCCGAGGUUCCUGACGAACUAAGCGGUGGCAUCCUCGCAGACGACAUGGGAAUGGGGAAAUCACUAAGCGCACUAGCACUUAUCACUAAAACCGUUGAUUUUGCCCAAUCGUGGUCUAAAGAAGUGCCAUCGACUACGGAAGGACUUCGUGCCCGAGCCAGCCUAAUCAUCGUUCCAUCUACUCUGAUUAUGAACUCUUGGCUAAAAGAGGUUGAAAAGCAUCUGGAUAAAUCUAUCGUCAUCGCGAAAUACUAUGGGAAAGCUAGGAAUGACGAUAUUACAGAAUACUUGGGGUGUGACAUCGUAUUUACAACGUACCACACUAUUGCCGCGAGUAUGAAUCAGAGGGAUAGCAUUAUAUUUCAAAUCUCCUGGUUUAGAAUCAUUCUUGAUGAAGCACAUAUGAUCCGUAGGCGGGAGACGACGCUUUACCAAGCAGCCAGCCAGCUCUCUGCAAAAUACCGGUGGUGCCUGACUGGGACUCCAAUCCAAAACCGCCUCGAAGAUGUCGGGUCCCUGCUUGCGUUUCUCCGCAUUAAAGAACUUGAAAACAGAGCAGUUUUCAGAAAUAAUAUUAUAUUGCCGUUUUCUGAUCAUUUCGAAUCAGCCGUCCACAAUCUGGCCUUUCUUUUAGAUUGCGUAUGCCUCAGGAGGUCUCAGGAUCUGCUACGUUUACCUAAUAUUACAGAGAGAUAUCAUUAUGUGACUUUGAAGGAAGAUGAAAGGAAGCAAUAUGACGAUAUGCUUGAGGACAUGUCUAAUAUGAUCAGUGAAAAAGUACGAAAGGCACCAGGAAAGCGUGAUCAUUUUGGUAUCUUUCAAGUCCAACUCCAGCUUCGUCUUCUCUGCAACCAUGGCACUUUUCAAAAGCCAUUCACGAGUCGUCAUCCUCGCGACCGAAAGGUAGAACGUGAGGAGUUUUUAUAUUCGCUAGGAACAAAUGCCGAGUUUCUCUGCUCAAUGUGUGGCGUUCCCAUUCCUGUCUUUGAUAUUAGCGGAGGUCCCGGCUCACGUCAGUCAUGCAAGCAUAAACUCUGUAACGAGUGCCAUUCGCAGAACCAAUGUAAUGCAGACCAAACUGACGAGAUCAAUGAUUCUUCUUGUCCCUUAUGCAGCAGAAAUCUUGGGCAUGGGGUUGGCUUAGUCGCGAAGAGAUCUCUCGAGGGAAAGGACGAUGACGAUGAUGGUUAUUUCAACCGGUCUGGAUUCUCGUCCAAGAUACAGGCCCUUAUGGAGGACCUGGCAGAAAGCCCCAGAGACGCGAAGAGUAUCAUAUUCUCUGGUUGGACAAGAACACUGGAUUUGAUAUCCGUACAUCUUAGGAAGAGACGUAUGCUCUUCCAACGGAUAGAUGGUGACCAAUCUCUUCAGCAGCGUCAAUAUAAUAUGGAUAGGUUUAUACAAGAUAGAGGCAUCCCAAUUCUGCUGAUGAGCACGGGAGUAGGGGCAUUCGGUCUUAACCUUACAGUAGCUAACCAUGUAUACAUCCUUGAGCCCCAGUGGAAUCCGAGCGUGGAGAGUCAGGCCAUCGGUCGGGUAUCUCGCCUAGGCCAAAGCAAGCCCGUUUCGGUGACGCGGUACAUCGUUCGAGGAACAGUAGAAGUUAGCAUGCAAUCUCAACAGAUCCGGAAGGUAGAUCUUGCAAACGUUGGGUUUCAAGACGUCAAUCCCGAUGAGUCUUAA